AUGCUCUCUGUAUUUAAGCCAUCAAAAGCUAUUAUAUCUAGUAUCUCUAGAAGUUUUUCUAGACCUGUGGUCGCGGCAAAAUCACGGCCAUCAUUUGCCAAACUUACUUGCCAACACAACUACUCAACUAAACCGCGUGUGCAAAAAACUUCAAGCUCUGGCGAAAGGGGCCCAAAAUUCCGUUAUUUGAUAAUGAUUGGGGUGGUUAGUUAUGGUGCCUUGCUAUUGGCAAUUGAUGGGGUUGACAAAAACCGUCCUAAGAACAAAUUCUCCGAAGAAGAAUAUGAUCAGCUAGUCCAGGAUGGGUUGAAAAGAAAGCAGAAAGCCAUUGCUGAUAAUGAAAGGGUAAACGUUUUUCUCUUACCAAGGGCAACAGAAGCACAAACAUCAGAAGAAGAAUUGACUAAACUAGGUGCCGACGUGAAGGCGAUCAAACUUGAUGAUUUGAUUCAGGAAGAAAAGAAAGAUAAAGAAUCUAGAUAUGGUCCAUUAUUGAUCGAAUGUGAGCUCUAUGAUACUAAGGUUCCAGUUGGUACCUAUAGCUCAAUGAUUGGUACCAAAUUGCAAGAAUUGAAAGAAACUUCAGGAACCAAAAACUUUGUAGUGAUCGGAUUCCCUGGAUCAAUUAGCGAGUCUAUCAAGUUUGAAGACAAGAUUGUUACCGUUAAAAAUCUAAUCACCUUUGAUGAUGACAGCUCAAAAGACGAUGUUGUCUCCUACUACAAUACUGUUCAAAAGGUGAAGAGAAUUUCUUCAUUGGAUCAAUUGAAUGGCCUUGUCGCCAAAUAG
Molecule: messenger RNA, 789 nt
Organism: Saccharomycopsis crataegensis
Lineage: Eukaryota; Fungi; Ascomycota; Saccharomycetes; Ascoideales; Saccharomycopsidaceae
Gene: AIM36
Product: Aim36p
Exons: 1
Coding region: 1-789 (262 amino acids)
Source: RefSeq, a predicted model, not a curated record